AUGUCGCGAAACACCAACACUGAUAUCUGGCUUGCCGGAGCAUUCGCAGCAUUCAGCGUCGAUCUACUUGUCUACCCACUUGACACUCUCAAGACACGCAUUCAGUCACCAGACUACACACAGAUCUACCGAGAUGCUAGUGGGAAGGCAAAGAAGACCCUGUUCAGGGGUCUAUAUCAAGGCAUUGGCCCUAUCAUAGCCAUCACCAUACCCUCCUCAGGAGCAUUCUUCACAACCUAUGAAGCCCUGAAAUACGGCCUCAACGAGAUCGUUCCUCCAAACUCAACUCUCUUUAUACCACAGUCAGCAAUCCAUGCGCUGGCCAGUGGAGGCGCCGAGCUGGUCAGCUGCGCCAUUCUGACACCCGCCGAGGUGAUCAAGCAGAAUGCUCAGAUGGUGGACAGGAACAGUAUGGGAGCGAAGACUUCGCCUACCAUGCAUGUGCUGAAGAAAUUCCGCAAGCAGCCUACGCAGCUGUGGAGGGGUUAUAGUGCACUCGCGGCCCGCAACCUGCCUUUCACCGCGCUGCAAUUUCCUGUGUUCGAAAAGCUGAAGACAUAUUUCAUGGACCGGCGGAAACAGAGCAAGGGUGGUGAACCUGUCAAUGGUAUUUUUGAGCGCGCAAGCAUCACUGCAAUGAGCGCUUCGAUCGCUGGUAGCGGCUCAGCUUGGAUCACCACUCCGAUCGAUGUUGUGAAGACUCGAAUCAUGCUUGCAGCGGCAGAGGAAGGUAAGAAGCCCAAGCAGGAAGGUCCAGUGCCAAGUUGGCUUCAAGGAGCAGGCGGGGCUCGGAAAAGUGGUUUCGAAGUCGCAAAGGAGGUCUUGCAGAAGGAAGGCAUCCGAGGCCUCUUCCGGGGAGCAGCUCUUCGUGCUGGCUGGACUGCGAUGGGGUCCGGACUGUAUCUUGGCUCGUACGAAGGUGGUCGCUUCUAUCUAGAAGAUAGUCGCAAGGCGAAGAACGAAGGCGACCCUGUCAUGGAGAAGGAGCGUGAUUACAGCAAGGUCAAAGUCGGCAUAGGCAAAAGCCGAUCACAAGGCGAGAACGUUAAGAAAAGCGCCUGGCAGGACGACUGA
Cyphellophora attinorum is the source of this 1074-nucleotide messenger RNA. RefSeq names its product S-adenosylmethionine mitochondrial carrier protein. Lineage: Eukaryota; Fungi; Ascomycota; Eurotiomycetes; Chaetothyriales; Cyphellophoraceae. Gene Ontology annotation, cellular component: mitochondrial inner membrane. Gene Ontology annotation, molecular function: S-adenosyl-L-methionine transmembrane transporter activity. Bases 1 to 1074 code for a protein of 357 amino acids. The record is from RefSeq and is a predicted model, not a curated record. The transcript is spliced from 2 exons.